AUGUGUUUAUUAUUUAUUAUACAUAAUAUCAUAUGGGUAAUUAAGAAGGAAUAUGUUUUCUUUCUAGAGACAAAGAAUACCAUGUAUAAAAUAAUGAAUUAGUUAUAUUUCGUGAAUAUUUAAAUGUCAAAAUAACUGUAAAAUUAGGAGAUAUUUCAAUAGAAUCAGGUGAGAGUGUAAGUAAUAAAUAUAUCUCAUAUUUGAGUCUGCUUAUAUACAAAUCCUGAGAAAAUAUCUUUAUUAUCAACUUAUAAAAGAUAAGUUUAUGACACUCUUUGCAAAAGUUAUAACUAUUAGUAUAUUUUUAGUGGGUUUUGAAUAAGUCUACAUUAAAAAUUUAGAAAUGGGUAACUUUAAAUGUAUUACAUUUUAUAGAGUAGGAGUAUUCGAAGUAUAAAAUUAUCUUAUUUAUUUAGUCAGAAAAAGAUUUGUUUUAAUAUUAUAAUGGAUUCAAAGAAUGGUAUAAUAGUAAUAAUAAUAUAAAUAGUUUGACAUAAUUGAAUGAUGAUCAGUAUAAAGACAUUUUGAUUUGUGAUUGUCCCAUCAAAUUAAGUAGAUCCUUUAGUUCUGAAGUUCUUGUUAGAUCAGUUAUUGAGUAACAUAUUAUAAGACUACAUUAGUUUCAUUGAGGAAUCCAAUAAUCGACUUAAUAUUAAGAGUAUUACAAUAAUGAAUUGUGAUAAAAAGAGUGUAAUAUACCUUAAUUUAAUAAAGAGUCUCAUUUUCUUAAAUAUGAACUAAUCAAAUAAAUUGAAGAGUCUAAGUAACCAGCUUUAAGGAAAGAUAGACAAAAUAAAUUUAUGAAAUUUAUCACUUCAACUAAGAGUGUAACUUCAGAAAUGGGAAGAUAAAACAAAUGUGAUUUCAGUUUGAAAGAUUUUGAUUUAGGAGAUGAAUCCAAUUUAAUGAAUUUGAAAUAGG
This is a messenger RNA of Paramecium sonneborni, 921 nucleotides long. Lineage: Eukaryota; Ciliophora; Oligohymenophorea; Peniculida; Parameciidae. The record is from the annotation of a GenBank genome assembly.